AUGUCCAUCCAUCCAUCAAUCCAUCCAUCCAUCCAUCCAUCCAUACGUCCAUCCAUCCAUCCGUCCAUCCAUACGUCCAUCCAUACGUCCAUCCAUAUGUCCAUCCAUCCAUUCAUCCAUCCAUCCAUCCGUCCAUCCAUACGUCCAUCCAUGCGUCCAUCCAUAUGUCCAUCCAUUCAUCCAUCCAUCCAUCCAUCCAUCCAUCCAUCCAUCCAUCCAUCCAUACGUCCGUCCGUCCAUCCAUCCAUCCAUCCAUCCAUCCAUCCAUCCAUCCAUCCAUCCAUCCAUCCAUCCAUCCAUAUGUCCAUCCAUCCAUCCAUAUGUCCAUCCAUAUGUCCAUCCAUCCAUCCAUCCAUCCAUCCAUCCAUCCAUCCGUCCAUCCAUCCAUCCAUCCAUCCAUCCAUCCAUCCAUCCAUCCAUCCAUCCAUCCAUCCAUACAUACGUCCAUCCAUACGUCCAUCCAUCCAUCCAUACGUCCAUCCAUCCAUCCAUACGUCCAUCCAUACGUCCAUCCAUCCAUCCAUACGUUAA
Messenger RNA from Fundulus heteroclitus (mummichog), 531 nucleotides. RefSeq names its product guanine nucleotide exchange factor subunit RIC1-like. The record is from RefSeq and is a predicted model, not a curated record. The transcript has 3 exons. NCBI's taxonomy places the organism in Eukaryota, Metazoa, Chordata, Actinopteri, Cyprinodontiformes, Fundulidae. Bases 1 to 531 code for a protein of 176 amino acids.